Messenger RNA from Ostreobium quekettii, 1578 nucleotides. Lineage: Eukaryota; Viridiplantae; Chlorophyta; Ulvophyceae; Bryopsidales; Ostreobiaceae. The record is from the annotation of a GenBank genome assembly.
AUGCUUCCCAGCUCGACCUGCCUGCGCCGCUCCUGGUCCGCGACGCUGUCCGCCCUCUCGCACCGCCCGGCGCUGGGGCGGGACUGCGCGCCGUCACCGUGGGCCCUGUCGCUGUUUGCCGGCCGAUCGAGGUGCCGAUCGGAUUUGAGCGAUGGCGCGGCCGCGGCGCGCCACGAGGGCGCCCUGCGGGCGGUGGCGCACGCCCGCGCGCAGGCUCCGGGGCUCGAGGAGGCGCCCACGGGAGAUUGGCCCUCCAAGGUGAUCGGACAGGUGAUGAGCGCCGAGGCCAACUUUGUACGAGUCAAGAUUCUGCAGAUGGGAGAAGAAGGAGCCUGUGCACCACCACGUUCUAUGCUGCUUUGUGUCGUGCGAUCUGUCCUGAAAAAGAUGAGGUGCACGGUGCUGGUGGGAGACAGGGUCAAGGUGAUUGCAGUAGAUUGGACAGAUGGCAGAGGGAUGGUGGAAGAGGUCCUUGAGAGGGACAGUGAGCUGGCAGUUCCGGGGGUAGCCAACGUUGAUCAUGUCAUGGUCAUGGUGUCUGCAGCCGAUCCACCAUUUGAGCCACGCCAGGUGACACGUUUCCUGCUGGCUGCCCAGUCCACUGCACUGCCUGUGUCUCUUGUGGUGAAUAAGAUGGACCUCGUGCCGCUCGAAGAGCAGCAAAAGAGGAUUGAGCAGAUGCAGGGCUGGGGACUGGCGGCGCUGCCACUCUCUGUUACUGCUGGCUUGGGAUUGGACCAAGUCGCUAGCAGCCUGAAAGGGAGGGUGUCAGUCGUCAUGGGGCCUUCUGGAGUGGGGAAGUCGUCAUUCAUAAACGCCCUGCGAAGUGAGUCAGUAGUUGUGAACCACCCAACUGAGGAUGUUCAGGGCAAUACAAAACUUCAGCCACUCCCAGCUGUCUCUCGGAAUGGCCGCAGUCAUGAGAGUUGCAAAGGCCCAUCACCAAUUGGUUCGGGAGCACAAGGGAGUGAGAGCAAGUUGCCAGCUGAUUCAGAACGGGAGGACGCCGACCUCCCACAUCCCUGGAAGCUGCAGGCCGUUCAAGAGGUGUCUGCCAUCGGCCGAGGGAAGCACACAACCCGGCAUGUGUCACUGUUAGAAGUCCCUGGGGGUGGCCUCCUCGCGGAUACGCCUGGCUUCAACCUGCCCGAUUUGUCCUCCAUCAGCCUGCAAUCCCUGCCGGAAAUGUUUCCCGAAGUGGCCGCCCGCCAGAGCGGCGGCCCCUGCCGCUUCAGCAGCUGCCAGCACCUCAGCGAGCCGGGAUGCAGGGUGCGGGGCGACUGGGAGAGGUACCCCAUCUAUGUGGAGCUGCAUGGCGAGGUGAAACGGAGGGAGGAGUACGAGCGGCGCACGCUGCAGCUUGGAAAGAAGCAGCGGGAAGGGAAUUUCAAGGUGAAGAUCGGGAAGGGGGGCCAGCAGGAGAAGGAGGCACUGUUGGAGAUGAAGAAGCACCGGAGGCGGUCGAGGAGGCUGGGACAUCAAGACCUGCAACGGUUAGUAUUAGAGGAACAGGAUAUGGAGGAGGAUAAAGACGACGAUGAUCAUGGCGCAGACGACUUGCCGGCUGCCCUUUCUUGA